AUGAAGAGGAGCUCUUCUCUGACAUCAAGUCAUCUGGACACCACCGUCCCGGUUUACCAUCCCACUAGGCCUGGCGACUGCUCGGAUAGUUGGUCUGUUGCUCUAUCUUCACCCGAACAAGGUGUCCCUCGCCCAUCGAGGUUUCACUGGCAGAGGUCAAGGCUUGGUCUGGUUGUCAAAGCACUCACCCACAACGAAAAUUCGGUCUCCAUUAACGACACCAAGUCGUUGAUCCCCGAACUAUCAAGACACAGGGCGACGACCCUCUCACGACGCAUAGGCAAAAUGUCCGGAGCAUUUUUUCGUGCAGUAGCAGAACCGACAAUCAUUCACCGGAAACAAUCGAAGGGACGAAUCCCAAUAGGUCACGCAUUCCAACCAUCAGACGACAGCAAGACCACUCUGCUACAGUUUUCUCAGUUCCCGUCGGUAACACCGACCACGGGAGACAUGGACACUGAGUCCAGCAAGAGCAGUCCAACAAAUAAUAACAGCAACCCGAGCAUGUCUCCCGAUUACUCAACGGCCCAAAGUUCCUUGGACUCCAGAUUUUAUCCAUCACCCCCCAACAAUGCUCACUAUAAAAGUUCUUGUACGAGAACAUCUGAAAAGAAGCAUCUUCAACGUCAUCAGUUACCUGCUCUAAAUUCUGCACAUGCCAACCGGCGUGGUGUCACUACGCCCUCCAGCCCCGAGACCAAUCUCACGACGAUCCAAGAAACUGCUCUCGACCAGGCGUCUCCUAGCGUACUGACUGUUGAGCGGGCAGCCGCGGCCAAGAUUUACCUUGAGACCUACUUUGACGAGCUGUUGACUCCUGGGCCCAGUGCGCGGUCUAUUCGUCUUCAGUUGCUUGAGACCCAUCUCAUCAAUUGCGGUGCUUUGGAUGGCAACGUCAGCCCUUCAGAGGUAAAAGCUGUGCGGGCGGAUUUUUUUCGUCGAGAAAGCGAGCAUCUACGCAAGAGUCGCGUACUGAAAGCCCGCAGUACCGUUGCACUGAUGGCGCAACGAGGUGCCCCUGAAGCCAGCCUUGAGAAUGAUUGGGAUGUCUUGAAGAUUCUCGGUAAAGGCAGCUUUGGAGUGGUACGACUUGUUCGGGAAAAAUCCCAGUACCGUGAGGAAGACCCCAGUGGCCGCUCUGAUGGUUGGUCCGAAGCUAGCAGCAAGCAGGUGUACGCCAUGAAGGUUAUCCGGAAGUCAGACAUGCUUCGUACUAGCCAAGAGGGUCAUCUGAGAGCCGAGAGGGACUUUCUGGUUGCAUCUGAAGGCUCAAAGUGGAUCAUACCACUCAUCGCGAGCUUCCAGGACACUUCCAAUCUUUAUCUCGUCAUGGAGUAUAUGCCGGGUGGCGAUUUCCUCGGACUCCUGAUUCGGGAGAACAUCCUACACGAGUCUGUAGCACGAUUUUACAUUGCCGAAAUGAUACUAUGUGUUGAGGCGGCACAUGCGCUCAAGAUCAUUCAUCGAGAUAUCAAGCCGGACAACUUUCUUAUCUCUGCCUCAGGCCACCUGAAGAUCAGUGAUUUCGGUCUGGCGUUCGACGGCCACUGGUCGCACGACGCCGCGUACUUCAACAGUCACCGAUAUAGCUUGCUCAACAAAUUGGGCAUCCACCUCGAGGGCGAUGAUCAAGACAAGGCCGAAGGUCGCAGUCUGCAGGCCACAAUGAAGUGGGCAAGCGGUAUUAUGACGGGUAUCGACAAGCACGAGAAAAAGAUUACGGAGGACGGCGAGACCCUCCUGAGCUGGCGUAAUCGAUGCGGCAACCGCACUUCUGCAGUGAGUGUUAUCGGCACUAGCCAGUAUAUGGCGCCUGAAGUCAUCGAAGGGAAGAAAUACAAGGAGACAUUCCAUUUUCCACGCCAACCUGCUGUCUCUGCUCGGUGCCAGCAACUGAUCACGUCGCUUAUAGACGACAAAGAGAACAGGCUUUGCUCUAAACGUUAUCGCUUCAAAGAUCUCAUCAACGUGUCCAUGACUGCCCAACCAAACCCGUCGGGAACCACAGGAGGACCCAGCUUAGGGACUAGUUCUUAUGGCCAUCGCCGGAAACAACAGCCUGAUUUGGCAGUCCCACGAGAUUUUGCCGGCCGUUACGUGUUCCCUUACGAUGCUGAGGACAUCAAGGCGCACAAAUGGUUCAGGGGAGUUCCUUGGGAUAGGCUGCAUGAGAUUGAUCCCCCUUAUGUACCACAUCUACGAGGCCCGGAUGAUACUCACUAUUUCGACGAUGAGGAUCCCAUCAGUGACUGGAGCGACAGCAGUGAGGAAUCGGAGCCGGAGGAACCCUCACCGACAUCUUUUAGCUCUCCAAUCGCCUCAGACCCACACGGAAGUUCAAGCCCGGUCAGUCCAACCACGCCCUCUAUGCUUGGGUCUCUCAAAGAUCUUAGCUUAGGCAGCCGUCCACCCAAUGGCAAAGACAAAAUCAGGUCGGUGGCUAAGCAAGCUCUUCAAGGCUUCAAACGUGAUGUUCAAAAGUGGGCAUUGACUGCCAUUGCAACUCCGUAUGACAGAAAUCGCCUACACAAUCUUGAUUCGCAGAUUGAUGAGAAGUUCCUUGAUCUGGCGUCGGAAGAGCGGGAGAUGUUGAAACAGUUUGUGCGGGUCUAUGGAAAAAAAGACCGAAAGAGGCCUAGGGACAAGCUGUUGAGGGACAAGAACACCAAGGCAGUGGUGAUGGAUGUGAGGAAGAGGACCGCCUUUUUAGGCUACACUUGGCGACGAAUGAACCAUGACAGUAACGGAGCGGUGAGACAGGGCUUGGAACGGAUUUGGCCCAACGUUGGUUCCUUUGUGAGCGAUGGGAACCUCAGGGGGCAAGAUGGGACAAUCAAUGCUGACGGUGUUGGGUUUGGCAGUAGCGGUGGUUAUGCCGGCUAUGCUGAAAGUGUGUACGCGAAUCAUGCUGGCUGUGAAUGGGAGGAGGAUCGCGAGGCUGCUGUAAAGAGUCUGCGCAAGGGAAGGCUGAGCUGGCUCUAG
This is a messenger RNA of Sordaria macrospora k-hell, 2982 nucleotides long. RefSeq lists its product as uncharacterized. Gene Ontology annotation, biological process: peptidyl-serine phosphorylation; intracellular signal transduction. NCBI's taxonomy places the organism in Eukaryota, Fungi, Ascomycota, Sordariomycetes, Sordariales, Sordariaceae. Gene Ontology annotation, molecular function: protein serine/threonine kinase activity; ATP binding. The record is from RefSeq and is a predicted model, not a curated record.